UAUGGCCUUCUCAAGUUGCUUGCUUUUUUCUUAGUUUGUGUCCCCAAAGUGGUAGGACACUAUCUCUCACAACAAAUAAACCAAAACCAUGUGAAUACCCUACCAUUUCCUAAACCACUUGCCUUAUUUUUCAUUCAUAGCUCUCCUCACUUUUAUUUCCAAAUUUAACAGAUUGAAAAUGUCUACAUCCCUAUAUAUACUCAAGGACUAGAAAUAACAUGUCAUUUCAGAACAGUCCUCCACUUUGAAAAAUAGUACAACAUCCCACCUUUCAUUUUGAUUCAAUUCAAUUUCGACAACAUUCCAAGGUCUUUUGGCUAUUACAAUUUCAUUUUUUUACAUGGGUAUCCGAUCAGCCACCAUAACUCGGGCCAAACAAAAGCUCCAACGCUCCCUAUCACCAGAAAACAGAACUCUCGAUGUUCCAAAAGGCCAUUUUACUGUCUACGUUGGAGAAAACCCUAAGCGUUUCGUCAUCCCAGUAUCUUACUUGAAUCAUUCCUUAGUCCAAGACUUGUUACAUUGGGCUGAAGAAGAGUUCGUAUUCAAUCAACCGAUGGGAGGUUUAACGAUACCCUGCGGUAAAGAUUACUUCAUUAGCCUUACUUCUAUGCUAAAUGCUUCAUAAUUUUUGGUAGUCUCAUCUUUGC
Rhododendron vialii is the source of this 650-nucleotide messenger RNA. RefSeq names its product auxin-induced protein 15A-like. The coding region runs from base 341 to 628 and encodes 95 amino acids. The record is from RefSeq and is a predicted model, not a curated record. Gene Ontology annotation, biological process: response to auxin. Lineage: Eukaryota; Viridiplantae; Streptophyta; Magnoliopsida; Ericales; Ericaceae. The transcript has a single exon.